Xiphias gladius (swordfish) is the source of this 1332-nucleotide messenger RNA. It is a transcript of the gene dnajc12, whose product is annotated as DnaJ (Hsp40) homolog, subfamily C, member 12. Lineage: Eukaryota; Metazoa; Chordata; Actinopteri; Istiophoriformes; Xiphiidae. The coding region runs from base 351 to 875 and encodes 174 amino acids. The transcript is spliced from 5 exons. Gene Ontology annotation, cellular component: cytoplasm. The record is from RefSeq and is a predicted model, not a curated record.
ACGAAUGGUCGAACUUUCGCGCCGAGUGAGACUUUUAGCUGGACACUUGAAUGCAGCAUACGUCAAAUGGUCAAAAAGCAAAGCUCGGUUCUCAGCGCAACUCGGCAGAGAAUUCCCUUGACACUUUUAGCCAUGUGCCAGUGUAUUUAUUAGUUACCCCAGCGCUAGCCGAGAAAAUAAGAGCAAGGCAAACUCUGAGAACACUGUCCGUGAGUGACCCGCGGAGCAGCAGCAGCAGCAGCAGCAGGGGGAGCCCAUCAGCAGCCCUCGAACGGAACAGCUGUGAUCCAGGGUAGUGGACGAGCGGCUCCGUCACUAGAAAAACCAUACACAUUUCCCCCAAAGCAUUUAUGGAGGCUGUUUUCAACUGCAAACCAGAGGACUUGGAGGAUUACUACGGGCUGUUAGGCUGCGAUGAAUUGUCGUCGACUGAACAGAUUGUCAACGAAUACAAGAUCCGAGCCUUGGCAUGUCACCCAGACAAACACCGAGACAACCCAAGGGCAGUGGCAGAUUUCCAAAAACUGCAAGAAGCCAAAGAGGUUUUAUGCAAUGAAACCAAAAGGAAAAACUACGACGUUUGGAAACGAAGUGGAGUUACUAUUCCGUUCCAUGACUGGCAAGCCCUGAACGACUCUGUAAAAACUUCAAUGCAUUGGGCUGUGAGAGAUAAGAAGGAACCAAUGCUGGAGGCCUCCAAAGCAGAAAUCCCAGUCACUUCCCAAGCAAAGGACCUUCUUUGUGAGCGGGAAGCCCCGGGGAUCCCCUCAUGUGAUGACAUGCCAUCCUCAAGUGAUUACUGCCAUCGGCGUUUCCGUUGGGCCGCUGACUCUCCAUCUAAUCUACUGCGGAAGUUCAGAAAUUAUGAAAUCUAAUUAUAUGAACAGUUUCAAUUUGUUUAAAAGUUUGUCUUUUGUGUCUUUUAGUUGUCACUCAUUCACUUGGGACCUGUUAACUAAUUUCAAUGUUUGUGAAUGUGGUCUGGCUGUCUCUCCACCAAAUGCCUUGCAUAAAAUGGAAAUUUGUCUGUUGCACGUGUGAAAUACUUUGUCUAACAACAAUCAGUUAGUUGCGCAUUAGAUUAUAUGAAUAAUGUAUGUUGUUAUUUGUCUUGCUCAGUUGUUAAAUAUGUACCCUAACACACAAUGGAGAUAUGAUCAUGCCUGAUACUGGAGUACCUUUAAUGCUAUAAUGUGUAAUUUUGUGUUGCAGUCAAGCUCGUAAUGUUGGGAACACAAAUCUGAAACAUAUCAUGUUCAUUAUUUGCUGAAAUGUAUCAUUUAAUGUCUUCAGCUGUAAUGGAGGCUAUAAAAUCAUUACUUCAGUUGGAAA